Molecule: messenger RNA, 2977 nt
Organism: Saccostrea echinata
Lineage: Eukaryota; Metazoa; Mollusca; Bivalvia; Ostreida; Ostreidae
Product: zinc finger CCCH domain-containing protein 13-like
Exons: 12
Coding region: 41-2470 (809 amino acids)
Biological process (GO): mitotic spindle assembly; regulation of mitotic cytokinesis; mitotic cytokinesis
Cellular component (GO): astral microtubule
Molecular function (GO): microtubule binding
Source: RefSeq, a predicted model, not a curated record
GAUAAGUAAUAUAUCUGACUUGUUUAACAGGCAUUGCAAAAUGGAUGAAGUGGACUCGCCUUUUCUCAAGAAGAAGAGAUCACAUCAAAAACAAUCAGACACCAUGUUCCAGUCAGAACUACAAAGAAAACUUCAGCAGCGCAGACAAGAAGGUUUAACAUAUGGCCUGACAAGUGAAGAGAGUGACAGCAUUGUUGAUGAUGAUGAUGGUGACAGUGAUGAAGAAAUCCUUGCACAGCAUAGAAGAAAUCUGUCCAACCAAAAGCAAUCAAACCGACCAACCUCUGCCAAGAGAAGAACACCCACCUUUCAAGACACAAAUGAUUUAAGUUUGGGAGAUACUAUUAGGCCAGGACAAAGUGGAAAUAAAUUUAUGAAACAGCGUGGACAGCAAGGCCAGAAAGAGGGCAUUCCCUCCCUCAACAUGGGAGGAAAAGGGAGAACUUCUCCUGGGAUGCCAUCUUUGACAUCCCCAAAACUUUCUCCAAAAGAUAGCAAAAGUCUGACAGAUGCAUUAGGAGGAAAAAGGUCUCCCAGUCCCAAGUAUGGAACCCAGUCUAUGUCUCAGGAGGAUAUUAUUUUUGGCAGGAAGACACCAACUAAUGAUCCAAGGCGUCAGAGUCCAACAGAUAACAAACCAUGGCAACCACCAAACUUUCGCAAAAGUCCAGGUGCAGAGCAGCAAGAAAACCGAGCACCCUCCCCCGGCUUACAAGGAAGAAGAACUCCAUCUCAGGAACCUUUUCUUCAAAGCAUUGAUGAAAAUGCAGGGACACCCAGGAAAAACCGGUUCCCUAGUCCUACUGACCGUAGUCCUAAGGCUGGCCGAACCAGUCCUAAAGGGGGCCUCACUAGUCCAAAAGAUCGGUUCUCAAAGUCAGACAGGAAAUCUCCAAAGAGCCUCUCCAUAGAUGAUUCACCACGACUGGAUGAAGCUCCCAAACCCAGACCAAGACACAAGACAGACAUAUUUGGAAAAACAGAUCAUGUGGAUGUGGAUUUGGAGACAGAUUCUCCAUCUGUCAGCCGAUUCCACAGAGCUGCUCCAGGUGGCAGAAAAACUCCUACACAGAGUGGAAGAAAAACUCCAACAAACUUAGAUGGCAGGAAGACUCCUACAGGAUUGGAUGGCAGAAAAACUCCUACAGGAUUAGAUGGCAGAAAAACCCCUACAGAUAAAACAUCCUACAGGAAAUCUGACAGAGAGAAAGAUACAAAAAAGGCCCCACUGAAAAAAGAGGCAUCACUUCUAGAUUUUCUCAAUGAGGAUGUGGAUUCCUCAAAAACAAAAAAGAGAGAGGAACCCAAGCCAAGGCUACUUCGGGGUUCACAGGAGGAACCACAGGAGAGGAAAGAUAGUAUCAGGGAUGAUAUUCUGGGGGAUAAAAUCAACAGAGCCAAACAGAGGCAGGCUAAGUCAGGCAGUGGAGACAUUGGUAGUGGAGACACCAGGUCAGUCGCAAAAAAGCGAACGGACAAUGAGAAAGAGAUACCGGACGAUAGUUCACUUUGUGAAGAGUUUGACAAGGAUCCUUUAGGAAGGUCAUUUGCUGAACCGGAAAAACAAGCUAAGCCAGGCAAGGGCCCAACAGAGAGUAAAAAAUCAGAUGACAUCAUAAACAAAGUAGCUCAGGAACAAAACAAACCAUCUUCUGGUACAAUGAAGUCCACAGACACUAGCAAGUCUUUCAAAAAAAUUGAUAAGGAACACCGUCCUAAACCCCGCUACACAAUCCCUGGGACCCCCACUAGUCAAGGUACCCUGUCAGAAAUGUCCUUCAAUGACACCAUGUCUAUACGUCAGGCUGUGUAUGAGGAAUGGAGGAGAGAGAAGAUGAAAUCAGCGAGAAAGGAGAAAAAAGAGGAAGAAAAGAAAAAACAGGAGGAAGAGAAAAAGAAGGAGGAGGAGAAAAAAGAAAAGAAAUUGGAAAAUGAUAGCUCCUACAAGACUUGGAAAGAAUCAAAAGAAGAUACAUUUGUUAAAAAGAUCAAAGAAGAAAGAAGGAAAGAAAGAGAGAAGAAGGAAAAGGAAGAGAAAGAAAAAGAACAAAAGAUCAAAGAAGCAGAAAAGACAUUCAAAAUAUGGAAAGAAGAAAAGGAUGAAGAAAUAAAAGAAAAGUUGAGAAAGAAAAAAGAGGAGGAGAGAGAGAAAGAAUAUGAAAAGGAGGAAGCAAAGAAGAACAAAGAAAAGGAGAAUGUUACUGCACUAAGGGGAUGGAACAACAAGAAAGACCAAGUAUUGAAAGAAAAGGCCAGGGAGGAGAAAAAGAAGAAUAUGGCCACUCUAAAGGAACAGGAACAGCUGAAAAAGGAGCAGGAAAAAGAGGCCGAAAAGCUGUAUGAUCAAUGGCUUAGAAGAAAGGAUGAAACUAAGAGAAAGGAGAAGAGUCGGAGAUAUGGAUCAACAGAAAGUAUAGAAUUCCGUCCAGCUUGGAGUCCUGCCAGUAAAACAAUACCAUUCGGAAGGUAGAAUCAGCCCAUGUGAUUAAGUCCUCAAUUGUACUGUACAUACACCUGUAUGUUAACACCAGCUGAAGGGACGGACUGUUUGUCUAGAGAUUCUGUUGAUUAAAAAUGUAGUGAGACAUAUCCAGGAAAUACCCACCAAGAUUAACAUUUGUAGCAAGUAGAUAUGAUUGGAGCUGGAACUUUUACUUCACAUUUGCUCAACCAUAGACUCAUUUCCAAACCUUUAGAUGUUCUCCGUCCAUCUUUGGUUGUUUGCAAUGAUUAUUCUGGAAUCAUUUAUAAUUAAACAAUUAGUUUGAAAUCAUACUUUAAAUUUGGUCAUCUUAAGACUAGAGCAUUACCAAACAAGUUUAUAUUCUCCGUCCAUAUUUGUUGGUAAAACUUGUUCUGUUUGCCAUAUCUUUUAUGUGCUUUAUCUGUACAAUUUUGUUGUCCAUAAAUUUUUGUUUUUAUUUAUUUGCAUUCUUGAUGCAAGAGUUGUGAAUUUUAGGUCUUUUAUUUUUUUAGU